Molecule: messenger RNA, 2556 nt
Organism: Colletotrichum spaethianum
Lineage: Eukaryota; Fungi; Ascomycota; Sordariomycetes; Glomerellales; Glomerellaceae
Product: putative ankyrin repeat protein L93
Exons: 3
Coding region: 1-2556 (851 amino acids)
Molecular function (GO): protein binding
Source: RefSeq, a predicted model, not a curated record
AUGAGAUUCGGUCUGUCGUCCAAACACCGCACCGGCAUCUCGCCGGCGCAGCUCCUGCUUGGAAUGAUCCCGGACGGUGCUGCCAACCAUGGCACCGGGGCCCAAAACAUUGCGGCAGAUAGCGCAUCGCAGUACAACAACGACCGUACCGGUACGCAGUUCAACAACUGCACGAUACAUGGAGCUUGCCUUCAGUCUCUGGCAUUCAAUGACAUCCACGCUCGACACGACGACAUCGCUCCUGCUCAUCGACACACCUGCGACUGGCUGUUCGACACUCGCGAGUUUCAACAGUGGAGGAACCUGACAUCUCUUCCUACCCACAAUGGAGUGCUCUGGAUCAAAGGCAAACCGGGCGCGGGGAAGUCGACGCUAAUGAAGCACGCACUCUUCCGCUACCGGAAUGACUUCUUUCGUGACCACCUCAUCGUCGCCUUCUUCUUUAACGCCCAAGGCGAGUCGCUCGAGAAGACACCACUCGGCAUGCUGCGGUCCAUUGUAUACCAGAUCCUCAAAAAUGAUGACAUCCUCUAUGGACAUUUCAUCCCGUUGUUCCGCGAGAAGCAAAGGACAGGCCGGGGAGGUGACUGCCAGUGGCGUCAAUCAGAACUGAAAGAUUUUUUACGCUUGGUCGUCAAGCAGCUACAGACAAAGCCUUUACUUCUUCUUAUUGACGCUCUUGACGAGUGUGAUGAGUCUGAGGUUCGCGAUGUUGUAGCUUUUCUCGAGUCGCUCAGUAUCGAUGCCACUCUAGAAAACCUCCCGCUACGGAUAUGCCUGUCGAGUCGCCAUUACCCUAGCAUCCGAAUGGAGAAGGUUCUCGAAUUAGCGGUAGAAACGAGUCCAUAUCACCAAAAAGAUAUCGCCACGUACAUCAGAGAGAAGACGAGACGACCGCUCCGAGCUCAAGAACUCUUCGCCGCCGUAGUAGGAAUCGCUCCUCCCACUAUCGACAUAAUCCAGCGACGGAUCACAACGUCGUCAAAGGGCUUAAUCGAGGUACGAAGUGGCGAGUCUGAGCUUGUCCAAUUUGUUCAUCUAUCGGUCAGCGACUUCCUUUUCCGACAGAAGAGGUUGCAGACUCUGGACCCGAGCCUAGGUCCUGAGCCUGUCGCGGCCAGCCACAGCCGACUCUGGGCUUGCUGCUGGUCCAGUAUGAAGCAGGUGGACACCACAUCCAUCAGUUGGCAGCACAUUAGAGAAUCUAAAGACAAGGACCCCUUCCUAGAGUAUGCAGCGAGCCAUAUUCUUUACCAUGCAGAAAUAGCAUUGACGAGGAACAUAACGACCCGAGAGGACAAGCAGGCAGAGCGUGGGGAAGGUUCCUCUAAUCUUUCCGACAUUUUCCAGUGGCUACGAGAGUCAAAUUGCUGGUUCCAAUGGUGGAGACUGUUUCUUGUCGUCAAUGACCUCAGGAAGGAAUACCUGCUCCAUAACGAAGUCGAUGCAGGACUCCUCUACACAUUAGCGUUGAACGCGCUCCCGAACCUCCUAAGAGCCAUCGCAGAGAUUUCUGAUGUCAACGCACAAGGCGGCAAGUACGGCAGCGCACUACAGGUCGCUUCAACAAAGGGACACCAACAGAUCGUUCAGCUGCUCCUUGAGGCAGGCGCAAAUGUCAACACGCAAAGCGGCAAGUACGGGAGCGCACUACAGAUCGCUUCAACAAAGGGAUACCAACAGAUCGUUCAGCUGCUCCUUAAUGCAGGCGCUGACGUUAAUGCACAAGGCGGCUUUUAUGGCAAUACUCUACAGGCCGCUUGUGCUUUAGAGAGAGGGAACCCAGAAAUUGUCCAACUGCUCCUUGAAGCAGGCGCUGACGUUAACGCACAAGGCGGUGAGUAUGGCAAUGCGCUGCAGGCUGCUUCAAUACAAGGACACCAGCAGAUUGUUCAGUUGCUCCUUGAGGCAGGCGCUGAUGUUAAUGCACAAGGCGGCUUUUAUGGCAAUGCUCUACAGGCCGCUUGUGCUUUAGAGAGAGGGAACCCAGAAAUUGUCCAACUGCUCCUUGAAGCAGGCGCUGACGUUAACGCACAAGGCGGUGAGUAUGGCAAUGCGCUGCAGGUUACGUCAGCUAGAGGACAACAAGAUAUUGUCCAGCUGCUCCUUGAGGCGGGUGCUGAAGUCAACGCACAAGGCAGCCAGCAUGGCAAUGCGCUGCAGGCCGCUUGUGUUGCGUGGGGGAAAGACCAAAAGAUUGAAAAGCAGCUCUUGGAAUACGGCACUGACAUUAACGCGCAGGCCGGUGUAUUCGGCAGUGCUCUGCAAGCUGCCUCAUACUGUAACCAUCAAGAGAUCGUUCAGCUACUCCUCGAUAGUGGCGCCGACGUUAACCUGCAAGGCGGCCGGUAUGGCAAUACGCUGCAGGCCGCUUGUGUUUCGUGGGCGAAAAACCAAAAGAUUGUGAAGCUACUCCUUGAAUACGGCGCUGACGUUAACGCGCAGGGCGGCGUGUUCGGCAAUGCGCUGCAGGCUGCGUCAGUUGGAGGAGACGAAGAAAUCGUCCAGCUGCUCCUCGAGAAGGGCGCCAAUAUCAGCGUUCAAGACGGCGAGUAA